UUAACAUGCCACUAUAUAUAAUUUAGACGGUGGAUGUUAUCUUCUAAAAUUUAAAAAUUACCGAGCAUUUUAACGGUUUCCGUUUUUUCGUUUAGCACGAAUUUGAUAAAUUUUAAAAGUCGCAAAACUAUCGUAAAGUUUAGUUUCCCGUAAGGUGCAACAUGGGGAGUUUCUCAACCACCGCGAUGGUUCUGGCAGCCCUAUGGAAUCUCCUGGUGCCCAUGUACGCAGCAAUCGAUCCUAAUUGCGAUUUGUAUCAGGAAAUGAUAGUCGGGAAGGAGUACUACAUCCACAACAAAGAAUACCCUCAAAACUACAGUCGAGGUUCGUCGUGUAGAUGGGUGGCGAAAAGUGUGAUCGGCACCAAAAUCGUCUUGUCCUGUACCGAUGUCUCGUUGCCCAAGUCUUCAAAUUGUCAAGGCGACAAGCUGGCCGUAUCGUCAACCGGUCAUCAGACUCUUGGAGACGCACACAAUUACUGUGGGAACGGAUCGUUUUCUACUAUCUCCCAGGCAAACACUCUUACAAUAGGACUGUUUUCAACGCUUACCUCUCCCGGUGGACAGUUUCUUUGUACGAUGACCGCUAUCAAGGACAGUCCAGAAGAAUUGGCAGUACCCGCGAUACAAAACUUAGCGGCCUGCGACUGUGGUUGGAAGCAAAUGACGAGAAUCGUUGGGGGACAAGAAACGGGAAUCAACGAGUACCCUUCGAUGGCGGGACUGAUAAAUCUGGAUACUCGCUUCCUAUAUUGCGGGGCUAGUAUAAUCUCUGACUUUUUCGUGUUGACCGCCGGCCAUUGCGUGGAGAAUAGAGACCCAAGCACAUUGGCCUUGUUGGUGGGCGACCACAACAUUUCGGCAGGAAACGACACCCCUUAUUCGGCGAUUUAUCUGAUUAACGCAUACGAAAUCUUCCCCGACUACAAUCCAACUUCGCUGACCGAUGACAUCGCGAUCCUUCAAACACAAACCCAAAUAACAUUCAGUUUGUACGUGGGCCCCGUAUGUUUACCGUUCCGCUACUCAACCUCCGAUUUCGCUGGUCAACUUGCUACGGUAUUGGGAUGGGGCAGCGUGGAAUUUUCCGGGCCCACUUCGGACGUCCUCCUGGAGGCUAGUCUCACGGUGAUUUCGAACCAGGAGUGCUCCCAAGCUCAGAAUGAGAACAUCGGCAGCGAUCAGGUGUGUACAUAUGCUCCAGGUCGGGACGCGUGCCAGAGUGAUUCUGGAGGCCCGUUGCUGUGGAUGGACACGAGCGCUCAAAGGCUCCACCUCAUCGGGAUCAUAUCCCAGGGACGUGGGUGCGGAGGCGAUAUCCCCUCGGUUAACACGAGGGUUACUUCGUACUUGAGUUGGAUCGUUUCCAGGACUGUAAGGUAUUCUGUCAACAGCAGUAUGGGGAGUUUCUCAAGCAACGCAAUGAUUUCGGCGGCCCUAUGGAAUUUCCUGGUGCCCAUGUACGCAGCAAUCGAUCCUAAUUGCGAUGUGUAUCAGGAAAUGAUAGUCGGGAAGGAGUACUACAUCCACAACCAAGAAUACCCUCAAAACUACAGUGGAGGUUCGUCGUGUAGAUGGGUGGCAAAAAGUGUGAUCGGUACCAAAAUUAGCUUGUCCUGUACCGAUGUCUCACUGCCGAAAUCUUCAAAUUGUCAAGGUGACAAGCUGACCGUAUCGUCAACCGGUAAUCAGACUCUUGGCGACGCUCAUAAUUACUGUGGAAACGGAUCGUUUUCCGCUAUUUCCCGGGCAAACACCCUCACACUCGAACUGUUUUCGAUGCUUAACUCUCCCGGUGGACAGUUCCAUUGUACCAUGACCGCUAUCGAGGACAAACCGGAAAAACUGGAGACACAAAACUCACAGGACUGCAACUGUGGCUGGAAGCAAACGGCUACGAUCAUGGGUGGACAAGAAACGGGGCCCAAUGUGUACCCUUCGAUGGCUGCACUGCUACAUGUGGGCACUCGUGACUUAUUCUGCGGGGCUAGCAUAAUCUCUGACUUUUUCCUGUUGACGGCCGGCCAUUGCGUGAACAAUAGAGACCCCAGUGAAUUUUCGGUGUUCGUGGGCGAAGACAACGUCCCAUCAGGAAACAACUCUUAUUCGGCAGUUUAUAUGGUCAGCGGUUACGAAAUCUUCCCCAAUUUCCAAUCAGUUCCGCUGACCCAUGACAUCGCGAUCGUUCAAACUCAACAGCAAAUUGAGUUUAGUUUGUUUGUUGGCCCCGCAUGCUUACCAUUUAGCUACUCGAACUACGAUUUCGUUGGUGAAAUUGUUACGAUAUUAGGAUGGGGUAGUGUGGACGGUACUAUGCCUAUUCCGGACGUGCUAAGGGAGGCAAGUAUCACUGUAAUUUCGAACCUGCAGUGCGCGCAACAACAAAGAGAUCAGAUCAUCAGCGAAAACAUUUGUACACUUACUCAAGGAUUGCGCGCGUGCAUCGGCGAUUCCGGGGGCCCGCUGCUGUGGACGGAUCCUAACACCCAAAGGUUGCACCUCGUCGGGGUCAUAUCCCGUGGGCUCGCUUGCCCCGUGAAUAGUCCCGGAAUAAACACCAGGGUAACUUCGUACUUAAAUUGGAUCGUUGAUAGGACAGGUGCCACUUUUUGUACGUAGUGGACACGGCCGCUACAGGGGACUGCAUCGUUUAUAUUUUGGGAGU
Messenger RNA from Cylas formicarius (sweet potato weevil), 2664 nucleotides. RefSeq names its product ovochymase-1-like. Lineage: Eukaryota; Metazoa; Arthropoda; Insecta; Coleoptera; Brentidae. Gene Ontology annotation, biological process: proteolysis. Gene Ontology annotation, molecular function: serine-type endopeptidase activity. The record is from RefSeq and is a predicted model, not a curated record. Bases 162 to 2618 code for a protein of 818 amino acids. The transcript has 16 exons.